AUGGAGUCUCCAACGCGUCCAGUCCUCUGUCCCACCAAAGCGCUUAACCCGGUAUCGCCAGAACGCAUGAAUCAACAAACCAUCCCCGCGUCUCCCUCCCUGCCAUCAGAACUAUUAUCACUACACCACAAAAACAUCAAAGGUGUGUCAGAAGUACAGGCAAAAGUGGCAUUUUUGAAUAGCCUCGCUCGAGCGGGCAGCCCAAGUGCCCAAGCACAAGCAGCAACAAAUAAUGCAGCGCUACAAAGAGCGAUCCUCGGCCGAGAGGAAGCAGAGUCCGCCCUCACAUCAGCCCAAGAAGAACUUUCCGAUGCACAGUCACGAGAACGCCGAAUUAGUGAGCGACUUGAAUCAUUAUUAGAAGAACUCCACGGCACGAAGGAACGACAAGCCCACGAACGAUCGAUUUUCGAGAAAGAAAUCCGCAAGGCCCGGAAAGAAGCCUUCCGUGCAGGCUCAACCCUGGUCAAGCUGCAAGAAGAGCUCAAACAUGCCAAAUCCGAAACGAAAGCUUUGAAAGACGAAGUCGCCACUGAGCGGGAGGCCAAGGACCACGCGAAACAGGAGGCAUUCGAACGCGCAUACGCUUUAGCUGGGCUCACCGAAGAACUGGAGGUCCUCAAGGGUAAACUUCGAUCAAUGGAAGCAGCCAAUCACUCCAAUAAACUAGAAGCUCGAGCCCACGAGAUUCGCAAGGAAGACUUUGGUCGAAUGUCCUUGGCAGAAGGUGAUCUUGCUUUUUUGACAACACCACGCCGACCGAAGCGAGCUGCGGCAGACUCAAUAAGAUCCUCCGCUCAAGAAAGAGAACCUGAAAAUUUUGCCGAGGCCACUCCUCCGAAGCGACUACGUCUAUCAGAGGCUACAUCUCCUGUUGAAGAACAUGUCGCGAACGUCACUGCACCGACAGAACUUGAAAGUGAACUUAUAGACGAGCUUAAGGACGAGCUUUACUUUGAACGUCGUCAAAGAGUCCAGGCUGAAGAAAUGGUUCAUUUCCUGAACAUUGAAUGCCAGUUUGAGAGAUGCUCUUGCCGAGUCGCCGAGAAGGAAGGCCGCCGAUUCAUCUACGAUGUUGAAUACUAUGAAGAGUUCCAAAAGCCACAAUUGGAAGCAGAAGUGAAGGCAGCAGCCCAGGCCGAAGCAGCAGCGCAAGCAAAAGCAGAGGCGCAAGCAAAAGCGGUAGCUCAAGAAGCGGCGGCAGCCCAAGCGAAGACAGAGGCAGCAGCCCAGGCAACAGCUCAAGCAGCGGCGGCAGUCCAAGCAAAAGCAGAGGCACAGGCAGCGGCAGCAGCCCAAGCAAAGGUAGAGGCGGUAGCUCAAGCAAACGCGCAGGCCCAAGCAGAGGCGGAGGCCCAAACAGCGGCUGAGGAAGAUGCAGCUCGGCGAGCCCAGAAAUCUUACCCUGCACCCGAUUUUAGCCAUACCCCUUCUGUGGAACCUCCUGCCCCUCCUCCACACCGACACGGCAUGGAUUCGGAAGCAAAAGUGAAGCACGAACCAACGGAACCGCCUGAGAAGAUGCCCAUGCCCGAGGAACCCCUGGUGACUUUUUCACCGGAGACAGGCACUUUUAAGACGUUCCCAUCACCAAUUCGCGAAAAUGCCAGACCCCCACCUAGACGGGCCGAUGACUUCGCCUCUCCUAGUCUUCCAUACCCUCCAGUUCGACCGCGUGCCGAAUGGAGGGAAUCAUCCUCCUCAAGCGGCCAUGUCCGUUCUUUUACUCCAAUAGAUGAACCUAAAUCGUCUAGAAUGGCGAACCAUGCUCCAUCUGAGCCGGCUUUGAAUGAGAAAACCCACACCCACACCCACACCCACAACCACGCAUCCGCCGAAGUCAGACCUACAAGAACUCGGGAGAGAGAUGAUCCUCAUUCCCAACCAACCACCACCACCACCACCACCAAAAGGGUCCCUCUUCGUGAGCCAAAUGCGCCACAGAACUUGUCUUUUCUCCCAGACCAGCCAAUAAACCGUGAAGAGGCGCUUGCACAGAUCAGAGCCAGACGCGGUAGGGCACGCAGCAAUGUGCGCUCAGUUAGCGCAAAUGAAGCAACCGGUCGGUCCGCAGGUUCUGCAGGAAGCACCGCCAUUACUCCUGGUCGAGGUCCUCGACGUAUCCCAAACCUCCAAACACAAUCUUCAAGAAGUGAGAAUGACGUCGUCGAACGCCGGGAUUUGAGUGCCCCAGUCCGUAUGUUCCGUCGGUAA
Molecule: messenger RNA, 2214 nt
Organism: Penicillium verhagenii
Lineage: Eukaryota; Fungi; Ascomycota; Eurotiomycetes; Eurotiales; Aspergillaceae
Exons: 1
Coding region: 1-2214 (737 amino acids)
Source: RefSeq, a predicted model, not a curated record